Vitrella brassicaformis is the source of this 528-nucleotide messenger RNA. The record is from the annotation of a GenBank genome assembly. Lineage: Eukaryota; Vitrellaceae.
CUACACCUCUUCGCUUCCAACUAUGUACGGAGAGGCCCUACCACUGUGUCCAGGCGAGCCCUUGUCGCCUUUCUCACCCUUGUCACCUUUAUCGCCCUUCUCACCCUUGUCGCCUUUCUCCCCUCGAUCACCCUUCUCGCCUUUGUCGCCUUUAUCGCCUCUGUCGCCUUGUGGUCCUUUCUCUCCAGCAGGGCGAAUGAGGUCUAAUAAUGAACUCGCUAUGAGCCCCAUGGAUGCACCAGCCACGCCACCCAGCCAAAGCAUUGCAACCUUGUCUUGUCGCGUGACGUCGCGAUCGAUGAUGGAAAUCAACACAUCCGAAGCGCCUUGCAGUGUGAUCCGCAAGAGCGAUAUCACGUCUUGUGCAUCCUCGAAGAUGCCCAGGGCCUGCUCCCUUUCGAAUACCGCACUGGCGUCUGGGACUGUGAAGUCGACUUUCUCGCUGGUUGCCAGUGCAUAAUGGACUUCUUUAAAUCGUCCAGGGGGCAAUGCUUCAUCGAACGAGAAGUUCGAUUGGACGAUCGUCAU